AUGGCUGCGGGGAAGUUACUGCUCUACGCCGGCCUCUCUCUUUCUCUUUGCGCCCUGGGCAUGCUGGCCGUGGCGAUGUGCUCCGACCACUGGUACGAGACAGACGCCAGACGGUACAGGGAGCGGUGCCGAAGCUUUUCCAGCCGCCGCAAGGACCCGGGCUUCAUCUACAUCCCCAACAACAGCCUACCGCUGCGGGCCAGCCGGAGCAGCGUGUCCCGCUGGCAAGAGAAGCUGCUUUUGGCCCGGAACAGACGGCAGCUGUUCGCCAUGAGCGCCGCAGAUGAAUGUAGUAGGCAGUAUAACUCCACCAACAUGGGGCUGUGGAGGAAAUGCCAUCGGCUGGCCUUCGACCACGAAAUCGAAGAGAGCAUCCGGAAAGGUUCCAUUGCUCGGUGCUCCUACAUCAAGUAUCACUAUUCCUCAGCGACGAUACCCAAAAACCUCUCCUACAACAUCACCAAGACAAUAAGGCAGGACGAAUGGCACGCCCUCCACUUGCGGCGAAUGACAGCUGGUUUCAUGGGCAUGGCUGUGGCCAUCAUCCUGUUCGGCUGGAUCAUUGGUUUGCUUGGCUGCUGCUGGGACCGAGGCCUCAUGCAAUAUGUGGCUGGCCUCCUCUUCCUAAUGGGAGGAACCUUCUGUAUCAUCUCCCUCUGUACCUGCGUCGCUGGCAUCAACUUCGAGCUUUCCCGUUACCCUCGGUACCUGUACAGCUUGCCCGAUGAUAUCGGCCACGGCUACGGCUGGUCCAUGUUCUGCGCCUGGGGAGGCCUCGGCCUCACACUUAUCUCUGGCUUCUUCUGCACUCUCGCGCCCUCUGUUCAACCAAUACCGAGGUCUACCUGUCCCAAAUCCCGACAGGAGAACGGCACCGUCUGCUAAAGCUGGGUGUGCCGGACCAGCUGAACCCACAGACAGACAAAAAAACAAGCUAUUCCAUGUUUUCAUGUGUCAGCUCAUAUCCACUCUAUCCUGGUUACAGAUUUUGUGUGUGUGUGUGUUUAAAAUGGGUGUCUUGAUGAUAUCUUGAAAAUACAAGAAAAAAACCUGAAGAACUGAAGAAAUAUCAAAAAUUAAAAGUUGUGUUUAUUUUUAUUUUGUGGAGUAGAUGCAGAAAUGGAUCAUGACCAGGAAAGACGUGAAAGAAAUGACAUGGAGACCACGAAAGACUAAAGUGUAACGAGUGAGUGCUUGUGGAAAAAUAGUGGCUCCCAGAACAAGAACGUCCAGCCUGAGGACUGUUUCUGUUUACUGGUCUACUGUGAUUGUGGAGACGAUUAACAGAUUGUUCAGAAGAUCAAGUAAAGAUCCGGUGGAACCUUCUUAUGAUCUUUUAAAGCUUUUUGUGGAAUAUUUCACAAGCCAGUGGAUCAAACAUGAAACCAUGUGACUAGCGGGGGUGGGAUCACAUGAAUUCUCCAACUUCUUGGGUCCUUCCAGUUACUAGUAACGGGCAGGCACAGAGAAGAUCCAGGACUUCCACUCAUGUACAUUAUUGUACAGAAUAUUCACGAGAAAUGACAACCAGGCAUUGUCAUGUUGGACCAUUUUCAUUUUUGUGUAGUUGCAGUACAUUCCAGCUAAUGAUCCUAUUGCCAUUUAGCGUUUCAUACAUGCAUUCCUCUUUUACUGAAACUGUUUUGCUUUUUACUGAACCUUCAUGUUGUGAAUGAACUGUUGACUCGCUCAAUGCAAAUGUGUUUAAUUUUUUCAUUCUAGUCAUAAAGCUAAAUGUGUGUGUGUGUGUGUGUGUGUGUGUGUGUGUGUGUGUGUGUGUGUGUGUGUGUGUGUGUGUGUGUGUGUAGACAUGUCAAGACAUGUUAUUUUCAAGUCUUUACAAAAAAGUGAUCAAUAUGACAAAGCAGCUCCUCAGUAUGUAGGAAAACAGAAGCUUUGAUCAGCAGUGAGUUGAAACGGGCAGCUGCAGUAUCCCGUUUAACCGAACUGACAUCUGCCUCGUCUUUUCUGGAGAGCCCCAGUUGACCCGGCAGAUAAAGAAGUCGCUUUAAAGGGGGCAGCACGUUUAGCUCUGCUGAACAUCUAUGAAACGUUUAAGUAAUUACAUCUAAUGAGAACACUUUUUUCCCCUGGGGAUCAGCAGAGCCAGCAGGUUUUCUGCAGGGCCUUCUCGAAACAGUAUCUAGGCAUAAGGUUGAAAAAGGUCUCAUCUUAGAAGAAGGAAGAAAGAUCUCAGCCAUGAACCAUGAAUCACAAAUACACGGGCUUGAAUUUACUCACACCAUUAAAGACCAUUCCCCAAGAUUGAAUCCAGCAGGCAGUUGUUGACAACAUCCAGUCUGUGAAAAUGGAGGCUUUAAAUACAACAGUACCGUACCAGGGACAGACAAUUCAAUUCAAUAUGGUUAUAUAGCGCCAAAUCACGACAACAGUCACGUCAAAGCGCUUUAUAUUGUAAGGUAGACCCUACAAUAAUACAUACAGAUAGAAAACCCAACAAUCAUAUGACC
Messenger RNA from Oreochromis niloticus (Nile tilapia), 2471 nucleotides. It is a transcript of the gene tmem178bb, whose product is annotated as transmembrane protein 178Bb. NCBI's taxonomy places the organism in Eukaryota, Metazoa, Chordata, Actinopteri, Cichliformes, Cichlidae. Gene Ontology annotation, cellular component: membrane. The transcript has 4 exons. The record is from RefSeq and is a predicted model, not a curated record. The coding region runs from base 1 to 885 and encodes 294 amino acids.